AUGCUGUCUCGUACUCUCCGGCGCGUGCUGUGUGAGACGGGCUCUCCGCUGCCUCCGACCUUCCUGCUGCCAUGGACCGCCAGCCUGAGCACCGUCUCGCCCUCUGCGUCGACGCAUACAGCCAACGAAGGACUGCCUCCUCCACCGAGCGGGACUGCGAAAUCGACUGAAGCGUCUUCAUCAUCUCUUCUACGACUCCAGGAACAAUUGGAGCGGACCGCUCUGUCUGCUACAGCCUCUCCAGCUCGCAAAACCACCAAGGCCCCCAGACCAAGCUCGGCUUCAGACCCUCUCAAACUCAGCCGCUCCAUGCGCGAACUACUGCCCAUCAUGCAAUCACAGGGACCGCACUACAUCACUGCCCAUAUCCACGGCAACCCAUACCUCCUCACACAAGGUGAUACGGUCCGUCUACCCUUCUACAUGCAUGGUGUCGAACCCGGAGAUGUCAUUCGCUUAAAUCGCGCUGUCAACUUGGGCAGCAGAGAUUACACUCUGAAAGCACCAGCUGCUGAGCCUCAACUCAAAAGUCCGACGAAGCGUACUGGGAAAUUCUCGUACAUCGACGAUAGAUUAUACGAGUGUAGGGCUGUGGUCAUGGGCGUGGAAAGCGAACCGCUCAGGAUCAAAGAGAAGACGAAGAGAAGACAGAGGCAUACGCGGACAGUCAAGAGUAAACAUCGCUUUACUAUUAUCAGGAUCAAAGAAGUGAGGAUCAAAGGAGUGGAUGAGAUUGAAGGGAGGAGCAUAUGA
Messenger RNA from Sphaerulina musiva SO2202, 753 nucleotides. RefSeq lists its product as uncharacterized. Bases 1 to 753 code for a protein of 250 amino acids. The record is from RefSeq and is a predicted model, not a curated record. The transcript has 2 exons. Gene Ontology annotation, cellular component: mitochondrial large ribosomal subunit. Lineage: Eukaryota; Fungi; Ascomycota; Dothideomycetes; Mycosphaerellales; Mycosphaerellaceae. Gene Ontology annotation, molecular function: structural constituent of ribosome.